GUUACAGCUCAGCAGGUGUAUCCAGAAAAGCGAGGCUGCGCUGAUCACCCUGGGAAUUGUAGUGUCGGCUAGAGAGUGCCCUCUGCGCAGGCGCAAACGACUGUCUCUUCCGGGUUCCAAGGUCGGAAGAAAGAAAGAAAAUCCCUCCGUUUUCCAGAGUGACAAUGGCAACCUACAGUCUGGCAAACGAGCGACUACGCGCCCUGGAAGACAUCGAACGGGAAAUCGGCGCGAUUCUUCAGAAUGCAGGUACCGUCAUCUUGGAACUUUCGAAGGAAAAAACCAAUGAACGGCUGCUAGACCGGCAAGCAGCGGCUUUCACGGCGUCUGUGCAACAUGUAGAGGCGGAGCUGUCGGCUCAGAUCCGUUACCUAACCCAGGUGGCCACAGGGCAGCCUCAUGAGGGCUCCAGCUAUUCUUCAAGGAAGGACUGUCAGAUGGCCCUGAAGCGAGUGGACUAUGCUCGCCUCAAGCUCAGUGAUGUGGCCCGAACCUGUGAGCAGAUGCUGGAAAACUAAGCCAAGCUUCUAUUCUUAGCCCAAGUGUUGGGAGUCUGGUGCCACAGAUGUAUAUUGAAGCUGCAGACCUGGAAAAGAUAAAUUGAGAGAUGAGCUCUGAGAUCAAGAGAAGUUGGGGUGGUGGUGGUGAUAACUUGGAGAAUCAGACUCCAAAACAUUUAACCAUACAACCUGGUACACAGUAGGUGCUCAAAAAAGAUUUGUGGCCCUGGCUGGUGUGGCUCAGUGGGUUAGCGCCAUCCUGUGAACCAAAGGGUUGCUUGUUCUAUUCCUAGUCAGGGCACACGCCUGGAUUGCUGGCCAGGUCCCCAGUAUGGGGUGCACGAGAGUCAACCACACAUUGAUAUUUCUCUCCUUCUCUUUCUUCUUCCC
Messenger RNA from Artibeus jamaicensis (Jamaican fruit-eating bat), 890 nucleotides. It is a transcript of the gene MED11, whose product is annotated as mediator complex subunit 11. Gene Ontology annotation, cellular component: mediator complex. Gene Ontology annotation, molecular function: transcription coregulator activity. NCBI's taxonomy places the organism in Eukaryota, Metazoa, Chordata, Mammalia, Chiroptera, Phyllostomidae. Gene Ontology annotation, biological process: regulation of transcription by RNA polymerase II. The coding region runs from base 165 to 518 and encodes 117 amino acids. The record is from RefSeq and is a predicted model, not a curated record. The transcript is spliced from 4 exons.